Messenger RNA from Bemisia tabaci, 1424 nucleotides. It is a transcript of the gene CSN5, whose product is annotated as COP9 signalosome subunit 5. Gene Ontology annotation, molecular function: metallopeptidase activity; protein binding. The record is from RefSeq and is a predicted model, not a curated record. Lineage: Eukaryota; Metazoa; Arthropoda; Insecta; Hemiptera; Aleyrodidae.
UUUUAAAUGUGUGUGUGAUUGUGAAUUGUGAUAGUGCAAGCUCAAAGCUCAUGCUCUGCUUUGUUUAAACUAUCUGCUUUGAGUUAAUCAAACGCUUUGCGGCUUUUCAAGCUAGCUUUACUUAGUAAUUCUUCAUUUAAAUUUUAUAGGAACUAUAUUGUGAUGGCAAGCAACUCAGAGGAAUCGCAACAGUCCAUCGCCCAGAAAACAUGGGAGCUGUCGAACAACAUCAAAACAGUAAGCUCUGUCGAUGAAAUCUACAGAUAUGACCGAAAGCAACAGCAAGAUAUCCUCUCAGCAAAACCAUGGGACAAAGACCCUCAUUUUUUCAAAGACAUUAAAAUAUCUGCACUAGCAUUGUUAAAGAUGGUCAUGCAUGCCCGCUCCGGAGGUACUCUGGAGGUAAUGGGCCUUUUGUUGGGAAAAGUUGAUGCUAACACGAUGAUUGUGAUGGAUUCAUUUGCUCUACCAGUCGAGGGAACGGAAACCCGCGUUAAUGCUCAAGCUCAAGCCUAUGAAUACAUGACUGCCUACAUAGAAGCUGCAAAACAAGUGGGUCGAAUGGAGAAUGCGAUUGGAUGGUACCAUAGCCAUCCAGGUUAUGGAUGCUGGUUGUCAGGUAUUGAUGUGUCAACUCAGAUGAUGAAUCAAAAUUUUCAAGAACCUUUUGUAGCUAUUGUGGUAGAUCCAGUAAGAACUAUUUCAGCAGGCAAGGUAUGUCUUGGUGCCUUCAGAACUUAUCCUAAAGGUUACAGGCCUGCUAAUGAAGAGCCCUCAGAAUAUCAAACCAUCCCGUUGAACAAAAUAGAGGAUUUCGGAGUGCACUGUAAACAGUAUUACUCCUUAGAAGUAUCAUACUUCAAGUCAUCACUAGACCGUAGGCUUUUAGACUCUUUAUGGAAUAAGUAUUGGGUAAAUACCUUAAGUUCAUCUAGUUUAUUAACCAAUGCAAGCUACCUAACAGGUCAAAUAAUGGAUCUUUCCGAAAAACUAGAGCGAUCUGAGUCAUCUUACAGAUGUAGUUUCAUGUUUGGUAUCUCCGAUUCUACUGAAAAAAAGGCUGAAGACCGAUUAAUGAAAGCAACUAAAGAUAGUUGUAAAACUUCAGUUGAAAUUAUACAUGGCCUCAUGGCACAAAUGAUCAAGGACAGACUUUUUAACCAAAUACAAACUAGCAAUCUGUCAUGAGCUUCAUUUGAAUGAGAACAUAUUUGUGUCACCUUAAAUAUGGUAGCUCAAGUAAAAGAUUACAACUCUACCUUCUUUUUUAUGUUAUGAUAACAUGAUAAAUAGACAGUAGCAACUGAAUAAGUUUCUCUCAAAUGUAGAAUAAUGUAUAUGUUUGUAAAUAAUGUAAAAAAUCUAUUGAAGUUGAAGUCUGGGCCUAACUCAUCAUACCAUUAAAUUCAACUUUCUCACUUUUA